UUCUUGAAACAGAUGCUGACCACCCCGCCCAGAAAGGGCAGUAGUGCCAAGUUCAUGUCAGAAGACGAUUUCCCAGUGCGACGGAUAGACUUCGAACUAGACUGAUUUUCUCAUCGAUUUCGGCCUUGAAAGGCCGCAAUUUGAAUCUCAGAGUUUUUGUUUGAUCCAGGAAAGUGCUGCUUUUUUGAAUUUUUCAUCUCAAAAUAGCCUAGCAUGGCUAUUUGCACCCUAGGUGCCUCCUUAGGAGGCUGGAGCGCAUGCAGCAACCAGGUGCUCAAUAGUACAACUCCGGCCUGGGCCUAGCGUGCUUGGAAAAAGUUUGAAGCUAGCUGUGCGAUCCUUUGCUUGCAUCUCGGUGCUUGUUUGCUUGUUUCCACGGGCCUGUUACCGGGUCGGGGUCUCUCCCCUUCUGACGGUAGGCCCGGUAGGCUUUGUGUGCUCCAUUGGAGGUCCCCUCUGAUGCGGGCUGUUCCGAUAAUGAAGAUUUGUGAGAAGCUGUGUGAAAAGAUUGAAGGCAGGAACCCGGUUUCUGCAAACGACGUUGUUCAGACUUGCCUUGCAGUUUGUUUUCUCAGUCAGCUUGACAUGUUGCAGCGCCGGCCCCCUGACACAUGUAGUAGUGUUGGUAGCCUUGCUUUGUGGCUUUCCCAGCACUUGCUUCUUUGUGUUGGCGAGGCGCUCUGUCAGAGGCGGCCUCAAAUCGUUGUGGCUUGUGUGUUUAGCUUGUUGGACUAUGUGCACUGCUUGGUUGUUUCCUGUGGACCGUAAGUGGAGGCGAAGGAGCGAAGCUAUUGAGCCUCUGUGGGCGGCUCGUUGGUGCAGUCGAAGCUUGCUUUGGUUAUCUGGCCAUCGCGGUAAAAAGUGGCCCAGCAAAGCCUUCAUGUUGCUGGCGCCGCACCACCGCUGGGCACUGUGUCGCAGUGAGCGGCCUAAAAGUUGGACCCCGCAACAGCUUCGGGCUGCUGUUGAUGACCUGAUUUUCCUUCAGUUGCUUGCCGUGACGUUGCGUCCGAAUUCGGAGGCUUGGUUUGGCAGUGGUUGUUUGCAUGGCUUGUACUGUUGGGCUUCUGUGCGUGCUUAUUACGUUGGGAUUGCAAGGACCAAGCGUGUCAAUCAAAGACAUGGUACUGGUAUUGCGUCACGCUGGUUGAAACACAUGGUGGCCUUAAUCCGUGUCAGCGUUCCUGAGGGCGAGCGUUUGCGUUACAAAGUCAUGAGGCGGGUUCGGCCAGAUGAAGUGUUCUUCUUUGUGUGCUGUGCGGGGCCGGAAACCCGCAUCCGUGCCAUGGAAAGCUUGGAAAUCGCCACCAGGCGGCCAAAUACCAACGUAAGACUUCAAAGGGUCAAGCAGUCUUGUUCACUGACCUUGCCCAAACGCAGAGGCCGACCGCCAAAGCAUGUGCGCAUGAUUGCUUGUAAGGGACUUGGUAGUGGCCCUUUUGAUUCGCAAGUGGCAUGUGAUGUGCUUGAUGCUGGUGCUAAGCGUGCUUUGUCUUCGCGGAUUCCAUGUGACCCACGCCCUUGUGUCUUCCGGGUUGGUUUUGCUUCUGCUUAUCGGUUGGAACAGCGUCGGUUGUUGGCUACUACUGGUCAGUUUGGUCCUGUUCACAUUUUCCAUCCUGCCCUGACCUCCUUGAUGUUGUCGUGGCUGUGUGCAAAGCAUGUUGAAAUCCCUUGGGAGCUUGUUGAGAAAGUUUGGAAUGUUGGUUGUGCCCCUGCCGUGCUCCACCGCCUUGCUAGCCAAGUGCAAGGUAAGGGGAGAAAGGCAACUUUGACCCGGCGUAUCAAUGCCAGGUUAAAAGACUUGGGGCUCCCACUGGUUUGUGGUUGUACUUGCAAGGUUCCUCGUUCUACCAUGUUGCCUGCUGUUCGUUUGGCGCUUCAAAAAGGUAUUCUUGCUCAUGACAGGUGGAAUCACGAUGAAAAGCAAUGGGUGCUCAGCUGGUCGCGUCUCGGUUAAGAAAGCACAGGGACCAAUGGAAUGCUGUCCAAACCAGUAAAAAUGUCCGGCUUGACCGUGUUGAAACUUCCGGUGAUAUCAGCAGUGUCUUGUCGCAGGUGCAUGGCAUGCGUCGUGUUGAUAAUGUUUGGGAUGUGCCUGUCAGACCUGAUCUUGAAGACGAUUUAAGCUUCUGUCGCGCGUGCGUGCUGUUCUCUUGGUUUGAAGGGUCAAGGUCCUUGGCUGUGUCCUCUCUGCGUACUUGCUUGCUCGUGUCACCUCCGUUUCGGGCUGAGCGUGGUAUGUUUGACAGUACCAGUACGGAAUAUCAAGCGUACACCUCUGACAUGUCUCGCAGCAAGUACGAAUGCAUUGUCCAUGAUGACAAAAAGAAAAUGUCCAUGUGGAAGGUCCCUUGUAUGUUUUAUCAGCUUCUCUUGUUUCACUUUGCGUGUAUUUCGUCCAGUUGGCAAGCAAACCAGUGGUGUCACAGUUGUUUGCAGAUCUUGUUACCGCCCUCCCUGGAGAAAUUCUUAGGGUUUCAUGUGUUUGCCACCAUCAUGGUCGUUCCCUACUUUUAUGGCACUAUCAAGUCCAAGUGUUUUAGUCCCCUGGGACAUACUUGUAAGAAGCUUGGACACAGUUGCUUGAGGAAGGUGGUGUCUUUUUCUGCAUGGCCACUGAGGAAAAGGUGGCGUUUCCUUCACCGUGCCCUUGAAGCUGCUUGGUUUUUACGGGUAUGGGUGAUGAGGUCUGGUCACUGAAAGAAGUUUGCAGAACUUUUGACGAGAGAAUGUCGCAUGUGGUUGGCCACGCGUGUGUUUUUUGUGACCGGUGCAGUCAGCGCAAGCCUAGUCUUGUUCUUCUCACUGCUGACGCCGGCCAGUUCUUUGAAGUUGUCAAACCACAUGUUGCGAUUUCUGCGGCCCGUCGUGUUUUUGAGAGGUGUUCACGGGUGUCGGGUAAGAACUGUGUCACUGUCUUGCGGGGCGAACGUCGCGUGGCUUUCCUUGGUGGUAGCUGUGGCCGUAGGCUGGACAGGUUUGUUUUCUCUUUUUCCAAACUCCUCCUUGCUUUUGCUGCUUGUCUCUUGAUGUCGUUUUGUACACUUGGUGACAUGGUUUGGAGAAUGACUGGCCUGCCUAUUGGAGGCGUUGUGUCCAAAGUUGCUUCAAGUUUUGUACUUGCUGUUGAAGAACAUGAUUGGGCUUUGGACAUCGCCCGUCGUCGCAGACAUGGGUUUAGCCGUCGUGUCCACGCGUGGGAUUUCGAAGUGGCCCGAGCAAGGUACGUUGAUGACAUCUUGUGGCUGUCCGGUCGCUAUUGUCAUGCUGGCUUGUGCCGUGCGGUGUCCCUGGCUUAUUCCGUUCCGUUUGACAUUGAUGCUUGUGCUGCUUAUGUGACUUGGUUGGACAUGGAGUUGCACUUGCCUGAUUUGUCUUGGCGUAUGAAACCGUCCAUGUGGACGCUCCCGCCCCCUUGGGGCGCCCCAAAAGGUUACGCGCAUAGUUUCCUUUGCGGCCGUUUACAGAGGUGGUCGGAAGUUCGCCUCAGUGACGAUGCAUGGCUGACAGCUGCUACCAAUUUGUUUCUCAGCUUUCGCGAUGCUGGGUGGCCCGUGCGUGUCAUCAGAGCUGCUGUUUUCAAAGCUGGGAGACUGACAAGGGUUAAAAGAGACAUGUUGCUCACGGUGCUUCAUGUCUCUUUUUUUACAUUAAUCCCUUUUCCUGCACAUGGUUGCCCACGGCCGGCUCCCCUGUUGUUGUAGCCUGGUGCCUGCUGAGUUCUGGCUCUUUUGUGUUGGUGCUUUGGGGCAGCAACUUUAGCCAUGACUAGGCGCCCGCUUUUCCUUUUGCUUUUCCUCCUCGCCUGCUCCCAUGGCUUGUGUGGCAAACCUCAGCAGUGGGGUGGCAGCUACGGGAAAGGCAGUGCCUCAAGCAGCAGAUGGGGCCGUUGGAACCAGCAAAAAUCGCGGGGCAGCCGUGCUUACGGCGGACAAGACCGUGAGCUUGUAGUUCGAGUUGAAACCAGUGAGAAGGAGAAGAAAAGUCGGAAGCGAACAAGAGUCAAAACUAACUCUUGCGCGACAGUCUUUAGCGCAAACUCUGUCGAUGUGUGUAACAUGGUCAAGACAUUGUAACUGACAACCGUUUUUGUGGAGGUGCUGCAUCGAUCGGGAAGGUCCUUGACGAGUAUGUUGCCACUUGUGCUGCACAAGGCUUUAACUGGCAAUAUACAUUGCCACAAGGUUUUAGCGGAAACCGGUCCAAAAAAGAGAAGAGACGCCACAAGUCUUCUUCGAGUGACUCUUCAGUGUCCAGUUCUUCUUCUUCGGAGAAGAAAAAGAAGAAAAAGGGUUCGAAAAAAAAACCAACAACAGUGCAGCUUUGUCAAAUUCCGACAUGGAAGAAUUGAUGGCUUUCAGGCGCCGUGCUGAGAUUGAGAAGAUCAGGGCUGAAGUGACAGCAAGCAUUGGCAUGGUUGAGCGCUCACCUAGCUCCCAUGACAAAGGGCGUGCCAAUCCCAAGCAAGUUUUCACACCGAAGACCAAAAAGCUGGUGGUAGCCCAAACCCGUGUCUUUGACAAGGACGGCCAAGUGCAAUCGUUGGUGCCGGUGCCCGAGAGCUGGGAACAAGUUGCAGAGCAGCUGUCCGGGCACCCGCUCCCACUCGUAAAACAGUUGCUGCAGCAGAUUAACCCCGACUCUACAGUGCCAAGAGGCAGGAAUGAGGUCGUGAAGCUAGUCAUGGCCGAAUUGCAGAACCGUGAAGACUGAACAAGAGGGGCACUACUGCCGUGGGGGCUCGGCUGGCAUCCAGCAAUGGCUGUUUUGGCCGGAAUUUUGGUUGGUGUUUUUCUCAUGGCUUUUUUUCAGCAAAGGGCUGCGCCUGUUUGGGCGCCGUCAGGGCUCCAGCGGGCAUGGAAUUAUGUGCUGGCUGUGAAGACACUAGCGUGUGUCUGCUGCAAUCAAAGCUUUCACACAGAUUCCUAUCCUUGCAGUGUCUGGAGCCACAGGUGCGUACUUACUACGGUGCACUUUGUGCUGGAAAAAGACAGGGGCUAUGAGAAAUUUCUUGAAACAGAUGCUGACCACCCCGCCCAGAAAGGGCAGUAGUGCCAAGUUCAUGUCAGAAGACGAUUUCCCAGUGCGACGGAUAGACCUCGAACUAGACUGAUUUUCUCAUCGAUUUCGGCCUUGAAAGGCCGCAAUUUGAAUCUCAGAGUUUUUGUUUGAUCCAGGAAAGUGCUGCUUUUUUGAAUUUUUCAUCUCAAAAUAGCCUAGCAUGGCUAUUUGCACCCUAGGUGCCUCCUUAGGAGGCUGGAGCGCAUGCAGCAACCAGGUGCUCAAUAGUACAACUCCGGCCUGGGCCUAGCGUGCUUGGAAAAAGUUUGAAGCUAGCUGUGCGAUCCUUUGCUUGCAUCUCGGUGCUUGUUUGCUUAUUGUAAAUAAAGGCCUUUCCCAACCAUCAUCAUCCACUGCUACAGGGAUUAGGGUAUACGGUAUACCCAAGCGACCCAAGAGGAGUAUCCAUAUUCCCCAUGAAAGAGGGCGCCAAGGAGCUACAGGAGUUCCCCAACCCCCUUGCUAGUCAGUCGGAGAGUCGACCAUUGUUGGAUGUGGACCAUGGCUGUGAUUCCCCGGCCUCCUGCGGUCGAGGAGCGUGAGCAGCGUCAUGAAGUCGAAGAACCCCUCCUUGUUGCUGGGAGACGCCGAGGGACUAGGGCGAAGGCACCGCUUUGCUCUGAGAUGUUUGAUGUGCCCUGCAGCUCGUUUGGUGCACCUGGACCCCGGCACUGAGGAGGCCCAGGAGCUCCGGAGGCUCAUCGUGCAGGAGGGGUUCGACUCCAUGGACUUGGCCCGAGGGCUCGAGAGCGGGUCCGGGACUCCCGAGAGCGAGUCCGAGCGGGCUCUUCCGGCCAUUGGAGCGCAGGAUAUGGUGGAUGUGAGGAGCAACCUCACCUCGCUGCUGCGACGAUCGGAUGCCUCUGACGGGCGGCCCUUGGCGCGGGAGGAGCUCGACGAUCAGAUGCGGAACAUGGGACGGCGCAAGGUGAAGCGCCCUGGGAUGGUUUUGCAAACCUUCUACAUGGCAAGCAGGCUUUCAGAAGAUGGAGUUGCUGCAUUGCGACUGAAGGGCGGGAGCGGCGAAGAGGAUCCGACGCGAAGAGAACAGGUCUUCACACGCAGCACUCAGCACCUCGCACCGGAUACCGACAGCUGCGCUGCGGCCAUCGAAGGGCUUUUUGCCUGUGGAGCUCAGGAUGCGGCUGAGUUGAUCUAUCGCAAGUGCCGGGCAGCAUUCUUACCCAAUCCUGCCCUCUACGCCGCCGUGAUUUUUGGGCGCUUGGGAUGUGGUGAUGGUCAAGGGGCUACCGAUGCUAUGCUUGAUAUGCAUGCAGCUGGUUUUACACCCCAUCAGCGCUUCAUUUCCCGGUGCUUACGGUACAUGGGACCAUUUCACCAGCAUGGCUUGCUUUUGGUGGAGCGCUUAGGCUUGCCGACGAUGUGGCAGAGGUUGCUUCACAUCUUGAUUGAGUCCUGUCACAUGGCAGCUGACCCUGCCAGCGCUGCCUUGGAGGUUUACCGCUUCCUUUGUGAGAAGCAGUUGGCACCGGAUUGGGAGACCACCUUUGCCAUGCUGAAGGCCUUGUGUGGGUUACCAACUGUCAAGGAAGCGAUCCAAGAAUUGGAGCGCUAUGCAGAUCAAGAAGUGCUCCCUCGACACUGCGGCUUUGAGAUGCUCUUGCGCGAAUGCUUUGGCCUAGCCAAUAGCCGCCACCGAGCCCUAUUGAUUAUGGACAGCCGACGUUCCUGGGUCGAGGAGGUGGCAGCAACUGUGAGCUUUGGAAGCUAUGAAUUGACGCACAUGACGGCCAUGGGUCGCGAGUUACGACGCCACGUGGAGGAAGAUGAAGGGUACCAUGAGCAGGCUGACAGCCUCGAGCGGCUGGUGCUCAAGUUGGAGAGCGGUGAGGUUGCACUCAAGGACGAAUGUUUUGGCUCCUCCUGCACAUUCAGAUGGGUUCUGAAUACGUACUGUGCUGCUUUACCGCUACACCUCGCUGCAAUCCAUAGUGCCCAGUAUGUGCUUUGGCGCUACGGCCUUGUGCGGUCCGGAAAGCAGAAGGAGUUGCUGCAGGAGGAGUUGGACCAAGCCUUAGCAGCGAAGCAUAGCGACAUCGCCAUGGAUCUUCAUCGUCGCUUGGGAGUGAACUGUAGCUGCAGCCAGCUCUAUGGCCCUUUGCCUGCUUUGGAGGGCCCUUUUGAGCCGCUGUCUUUUGUCUUGCUCCUUGUGAUGUGCUUCGACCACUUGGAGGUCGUUGAGGGGACGCAUUUGCGGCUGAUGCGGAUGCUCUUCCGCGCAUUGCCCAACGGCUCCCGCACAUUGGCACCAAAGCAUGUGGACUUUAUCGAGCGCGAAGCCUAUCGACUGGCGCCAGCGGUGUUAACGGAGCUGAUUUCAAUGUGCGAGGUCAAAGUCGAGGUCGAUGUGUCGAUCGGCUCACGGCCCUUCAGCACGGAGGAUGGGCGCAGUAGAUUGGCAGAAAUUGUGGAGAAUCACUACUUGAAGCGCGUGCCCGGUGAAGAGCCCACGAAGCUGAGUCACACGCUGCGCUUCGUCCGAACGCACCACCUGGCGGAUCGCCUGGAGGAAGAGGUGCUAUUCUUGCCGGUGAUUGGUGCUCUCAAUGAUGGUCAGCCGCAGCAUGCCUACAACCUGGGUGAAGGUGAUCAUUUACUGCAAUUGCGCAUGGUCUCCUUUGCUAUCCGCAAAGGCUUUCGCUUGGUCGCAGGGCGUUUGGUCGAUCGCUUUGGUUCGAAGGUGCUUUCGGCAUUGGAUGCAGAGGUGCCUGGCUGGAGUUGUGAAUUUGGAUGCUUCCAGGAAGAGUGUGAGGCAUGUGUUCAAGAAGCCGAAGAGGCUGAAGAGAAGGAGAUCCGAGCUGUGAGUGAUCGGAAGAUCGCAGCUGUGGAGGAGGAUGCCAACUCCUUACAACUUCCACCAGAAGUCGCUGAGCAGAUUUUCUUCGUCUCCAAUAAAAGUGAGCUACAAGAAGUGGAAGACCGUUUAUCAGAGAUGCUUCGUUUGAACAGCGAGGGUGAUGCUUUCACCCUACUUGCUCAACCAGGGCAUGCCGUAGGAUUAGACGUGGAGUGGCGGCCCUUCCUGGAGAAGCGAAGUGGGAUGCAAAAGCAUCGACGAAGUACUGCCUCCAUGGAGCCCUGUUCCACCCUGCAGUUGGCAGCGGAUCGCUAUGUGAUUGUUUUCGAUCUUUUGUCACUGGCGCCAGCUGGCACUCCGUGCGCCAAGCAGUUGUCCAACCUGUUGACCAACGUCUUUAGCCAUGCGGGGAUUCUGAAGCUCGGAUUCGGGCUGCCGCAUGAUCUUCAACGCUUGGCUGCGUCCUACCCGCACUUGGAGUGCUUCAGAUGUCUUAAGGGCGCUGUCGAUGUUCAAGAGGCCUUCAUGACACUACGACGCGAGAAAGGACAAGCCACAGGCCUGUCAGCCCUGUGCUUGGAGCACUUUGGAUCUCCAUUGAGCAAACGCCUGCAAACCAGUGAUUGGGGAGCUCGACCUUUGUCAAGAGACCAAUUGCUCUAUGCUGCGCUGGAUGCCUUUUGCUUGCUGGGCCUCGCCCGAAAGCUUCCGGCUGAAGUGCUUCAAGUGCAGAAACUACAGGUUGGGUCAGUUGGAGGAAAGCUUCAAGUGACUCAAGUGACGAGCACGGCUGAUGCGAAGGCAGAUGGAGAGGAGCUGGCUCAACUGGAUGCAGACAUUAGCUGCAAGGGUGCAGAGAUCCGUAACAUGAAGGCAGCAAAGGUGGCCAAAGCAGAGUGGCAGGCCGAGGUGCAGGUCCUCUUGCAGCUCAAAGCCCAAUACCGAGAAUUGGCUGGCGUUGAUUGGGUGCCGAUCAAAGAACCUGUCCCCGCAUGAACUUUGCUCCCCUGCACCAUGCCGCCGCAGAACCACCAGUGGACGCCAAGGAGGUCUGCGAAGGUCUGUCCCCGGAUGGUCCACACGGUCCAACACGGUCCGGUCUGCGAAGGUCUGCGAACGAAGCUCGCGCCGCCGGAGAAAAGUGGAGACCGGUGGAAGUGAACUUUGCUUGAGCCAGUCACAUGAUUGGGCCAUUGGAUGCAGAGCAUGGCAUGGUCAAUGUAUUCAAUUCGAUUGCAUUAAGUUAUCAACUAUUUGGCGUGAUUCGCUUCCCUGCUGCCAGAUCUGAUCGAAGCAGACAUGUUUGCUGCUUCACUUCAUUUUCUUGAAUUGCGGAAUGUUUCAAUCUGGAAGCUUUUCAUGCUGGAGCACUGAGAGUCAUGAUGUCAUGCAGAUGUGACGAC
Durusdinium trenchii is the source of this 9285-nucleotide messenger RNA. The record is from the annotation of a GenBank genome assembly. Lineage: Eukaryota; Dinophyceae; Suessiales; Symbiodiniaceae.